Molecule: messenger RNA, 2143 nt
Organism: Asparagus officinalis (garden asparagus)
Lineage: Eukaryota; Viridiplantae; Streptophyta; Magnoliopsida; Asparagales; Asparagaceae
Product: GTP 3',8-cyclase, mitochondrial-like
Exons: 3
Biological process (GO): Mo-molybdopterin cofactor biosynthetic process
Molecular function (GO): cyclic pyranopterin monophosphate synthase activity; 4 iron, 4 sulfur cluster binding; GTP 3',8'-cyclase activity
Source: RefSeq, a predicted model, not a curated record
UUGGAUACAUUGGUUCCAGCGAAGUUUGAACUGAUGACAAGGCGUAAAGGGUAUGAGAGGGUAUUGGAGUCGAUCAACAAGGCUGUUGAGCUUGGGUUCAAUCCUGUUAAAGUUAACUGUGUUGUGAUGCGUGGGGUAAAUGAUGACGAGAUUUGUGACUUUGUAGAGUUGACCAAGGACAAGCCAAUAAAUGUCCGGUUUAUUGAGUUUAUGCCAUUUGAUGGAAAUGUAUGGAAUGUUAAAAAGCUAGUUCCUUAUGCGGAGAUGUUGGAUAGAGUGAGACAGCGGUUUGGUCAUGUUGAGAGGAUUCGUGAUAAAUCUACAGAGACUGCCAAGAAUUUCAUGAUAGAUGGACAUUGUGGAACUGUGUCCUUCAUCACAUCAAUGACUGAGCAUUUCUGUGCUGGUUGUAAUAGAUUGCGGAUUCUUGCUGAUGGGAACUUCAAAGUCUGUCUCUUUGGUCCAUCAGAGGUAUGUAUCCUUCCAAGCAUUUAUUAUUUUGUUUGUCUUUUGAAAAUGAAUCUGUAAUACCUAUCAGGAUUUAAUUUCUUUUAUACAUUGGUUGUAUUCUCUUGUUCGAAAUAAAAACGAUAGUUCCCUUUUCUGCAACUUCUGAUAGGGUUGAUAACUAUUGAGAAUGCUGAUAUUGGAUAGCAACUAUUGAUGAAUUUCUCGAAACGUUUUUUUUACAACUUCCUUGAUUGUCAAAAUGAUACUUUAUAUUAUCUUUCACCGUGGACCUCUAUAUAAACUGAAUAUAUUCUUCUCCUGAGCUCCUCAAGUGCAAUAAAUGUUUCGCAUAUUGACGUAUAAUACAUGUUGCGACAAUUAGGAAUGUUCUAUCUAGUUUGCAUCAGUGAUCACAACAGCAGCAGAGCAAGGAUCUUCAUCUAGCAUGGGCAGCAUCAUCUAAUACUAUUGUAUCCAACAAGUAAUUUUCAAUAAGCUUAGAAUGGUGUUGUUAUAAACGGAUACACCCAUCUUUAAGUCGAUUAAUAUUUGGAUAUGGAUAUACGUUACUAAACUUCAACUUUAACCAAGUAGGACGAAACCAACAGUAUCAUUAGUUCUAAGUCUUCACUUUACAUAUUUAGGGAGGAGUAAAUACUUUGACAAGGAUAAUUGGGAAGGUUAAGCAGCACAAUGGCCUAUGUACAGAAAGCGUAACUUGCUGGUAGAAUUUAACUUCCAAAUUUAAUAUUUCUUACAUGACAGCCACGAGUGAGCUUUUAUUCUUCAUUUAAGCCUUUAUGCAGAAAUGGUUUGGCUAUGACUAUAACCAUAUUGGGAAGAUUUCAUGAAGGAUAAGUUCCAUAUUCUUGAGGACGUGGAAGAUUUUAAAGGAUUUUGUGACCUUGACUGACCAUCAACCGACAUUUUCUUAAUUUAUUGCAGAAAAAGUUAUAAAUAAGUCAACUCGUGAACCUAUCAUAAUCAUCUAAAAUGCUCUAGGAAAACUGAAAAAGAAUCAUGGAUCGUACUUGUAUUCUUUCAUUCUGCUAAUACUGGUUCGUUGACUCUAUGAUUUAGGAUAUUGUAAAUGUACUAUAUCGUAUACUUCGUCCAUGUGUACUAUUACUAGUGCAUGAAUGGACGUGUAUCUUUUGAUGAUUACAAUCAGCCUCCAUACAUGUUAAAAAUAAAAUUGUACUAUUAUUUUAUUCUGCUAAUGCUGAUGCAGUGGUGUGUUGUCCUUAUAAAUAUAUCACGCUAUAAAUGUACUAUAUUAUACAUUUUGUACAUGUUACCAAUAUAAUGUGUAUAUCAGUUCUCUCAUCCUCCUACUCUGAUCUAUUGCCUUCCUAGAUGCAAUUAACCCAUCCUUUAGUUUCAUAUCUUGCAAUAUAUGUGCUGAUAUCUCCUUAUGAAUGAGAUACAAUUAUUAGAAGGGUAAUGUUAUAUGGUAGACCACUAGUUGGAAUCAGGAAGGUCUUUAUUGUGCAUGAAAGUUGCAAGACUAAUUAGGUAGUUGCAAUUUCCCUGUGGGAGGGGGAAGAAAAAACUUCCAAGUAUAUGCUGUGUUUAAAAGAGCAAAACCCCAAUUCAAUUCAAAUAUUAAGAUAGUUAGGGAUGUAUAUAUAUAGGCAUACAAAUAUGGGUAUGGUUAACGGGUCACAGCCCAUUAACCCAAUACCCAAUAGAC